Molecule: messenger RNA, 681 nt
Organism: Aegilops tauschii subsp. strangulata
Lineage: Eukaryota; Viridiplantae; Streptophyta; Magnoliopsida; Poales; Poaceae
Source: RefSeq, a predicted model, not a curated record
AUGGCGAGCCUGACCGAGCCCCUCACAUGGCGCCCUCGCGCCCGAGCUCUUCAUCAGCCCCGCGUCACCAGAGUCAAGCCACCGGCCGCCCGAGCCUUGUGCGCCUCUACCUCGAGGAACUCCUCGUCCCCAACCAGGAUGCCAUGGUCGGCCUCCUCUGUUCGCCCCCUGCCUCGACAGGAGCUCCGCCAUGGCCGCCCAGGGCUUUCUCUUGCCUCGAUCCGUCAAGCCCACCGCUGGGAACGACCUCCACCUCCCAGGGCCCCGGCGACCUCACCGUCCGGGCCUCCUCCGCCUCGCCUUCCGCACAAGUCCCUCGCCGACGCUCCCAGUUCUCGCUGCUGCCGCUGCUUCCUGUCGAGCAGGAGCCUCGACCCCAAGCUCCUCCUCUGCUUCUUCCCGGCGCGCCUCCGCCCCUUCUCCGGCCAAGUCCGGUGCCCCGUGGCCGGAUCCGCCGUCGCCUGCUUGUCGGUAGCCGCCGCCAUGCCCGCGACCCCUGCUUCCUGUCGCCAUGGCGCCGCUGUAGUUCUUCUGCAGUUAGAUGCAGCAGCGCUGCAUCGAGCACACGCCCGCGCCGCCGCGUGGGCUUCGUCGCCCUUCACCAGCAAGCAGGCCCAGCAGGCCCAGCGCCCCCAUCCAGCCUCCCUCUCCAAGCCGAACGGGCCAAGGCCCACUUGGUGA